AUGUUCUUGAAACGGGCGGGCGGAAGACGCUUUCCCCUCGCACUGCUGUUGUGUUUGAUUCACACGAUAUGUCUGCAUAGCAUCUGUGCAGGGAAAAACUCCUGGGGGGUCUACAAAUCCGGUGCAGUGAAGGCGCCACUUGAGUUGUUCUCUCCUUCCACAGGAAUAAUAACAAAGUGGAGAAAGAACGAAGAAGCGGGAGAAGAAGGAAGAGGAAGAAGAAGCAGAAAAGGAAGCCAUGUGGAGUAUCCCCAUUUUCUAAGCAAUACAAAUAUAGGCCGGAGAAAAAGAGAAAAAUGUAUUUCGAUAAAUAGCAGAAAAUGUAGUGGGUAUCGAAACACCAGAGAAGGGAAAGACGAAAUGAUAAGAAAAAUAAAAAGAAUUUUAAAAGUAACAAAGCUGUUAAUACAGAUAAACAGUUUCAAGUUAACUCCAAAUAUGAGGAUGGAUUUGUUAAUAAAUCUUCCCAGACCACAUGUACGUGUUCAUAUGGUUAAGAACACCUUAAUGAAGCUAGCUGUAGAGAACACUCCAUUUGAAGCCAUCGUACCUCACCUCAAGGAAAGCAACACCUAUAUGUUCAUUAUGGAUGAAAAUUACAUAGCCUUUACUCUGUAUGCAAAUAAAUCGUUCAGUUCGAUGUACAAGGAAUACAAAAUGAAUAAUUUUAUAAAAUUGUCUGUUUAUGAGAAUACAAUUUUGAGCAAAGCUGAGACGGAGAAUUUAAUAAAUAUAAAAACACACAGUUUUUAUUUUGGGCAGGUGGUGAACAAGCUUGUCCGAUUGAUUGGGGACAUCCCUCGCUCCAUUAUGCAAGUCCCCGCCUCCAUAGCGCGCGGUAUUUAUUUGCACACGCAGAGGGGCGCGCCAGAGGGGUAG
This is a messenger RNA of Plasmodium inui San Antonio 1, 879 nucleotides long. Its product is annotated as 50S ribosomal protein L10. The transcript has a single exon. Gene Ontology annotation, cellular component: large ribosomal subunit. The coding region runs from base 1 to 879 and encodes 292 amino acids. Gene Ontology annotation, biological process: translation. Lineage: Eukaryota; Apicomplexa; Aconoidasida; Haemosporida; Plasmodiidae. Gene Ontology annotation, molecular function: structural constituent of ribosome. The record is from RefSeq and is a predicted model, not a curated record.